UCUGUUUUGGCUUAGGUGUCAAAUGCAAUGGAUUCAAGAGCUUAUAUCCUUAGAAUCAACAUUGCAAUUCUUUGCAUCUUAGUGACAACUUCCACUCUUUUCCCUGCUGUGUGUGAUGCUAAAAAUCAUGGAAGAGGUAUAGAAGGUAACAAAAUUCUUAGAAUCUCCUCCACCAAAUCAUGGAAGAAGCUAAAAUCUUUGAACCGUUUAAACUAUUACUCAUCAAUUAGGUACUUAAAUUUUGACUCAUAUGGCUCUCCUUCUGCUCAACCUCUACCACCUUUCAAUUCACUAGCACCACAACCUACAUUAACACCUCCAAAUACACCAGCAUCAGGUAGCAACCCUUCUCUCCCUUCAUAUUCCCCUAUUCCAAACCCACCCCAUAAUGUCUUUGUGCCACCAAGUCCUAGCAACAUUGUUCAUUCACCACCUCCACCACCUUAUGGUCCAAGCCCACCAAAGCAUGCACCAAACCCACCUAAGAGUGUUCCAAGUCCACCAUUAGUGUACCUACCACCUAUUGUCUACCCACCACCACCCUCAUCUUCUCCACACCAUAAAAAGCCUCAAUAUGCCCUUUGGUGUGUGGCAAAGCCUACAGUUCCUGAUCCAAUAAUUCAGGAGGCCAUGGACUAUGCAUGUGGGUCUGGUGCAGAUUGCAAAUCCAUUCAGCCUUAUGGGUCUUGCUUUCAACCCAACACUUUGUUGGCCCAUGCUUCUUAUGCCUUUAAUAGCUACUGGCAGAACACUAAGAUUGGUGGUGGCACUUGUGAUUUUGGUGGGACUGCCAUGCUUGUCACUGUUGAUCCAAGCUAUGAUGAAUGUAACUUUAUGUUGACAUAGCUCACUCCUUGCAGUAAUACCCCUUAUUUGGAGACUUGCUAAAUAUUAGAAAUCUCUCUCGUUUCAAGAUGAAUUUUUUAUGUAAUAAUAAUUCCA
Molecule: messenger RNA, 942 nt
Organism: Gastrolobium bilobum
Lineage: Eukaryota; Viridiplantae; Streptophyta; Magnoliopsida; Fabales; Fabaceae
Exons: 3
Coding region: 28-846 (272 amino acids)
Source: RefSeq, a predicted model, not a curated record